Molecule: messenger RNA, 2276 nt
Organism: Petromyzon marinus (sea lamprey)
Lineage: Eukaryota; Metazoa; Chordata; Hyperoartia; Petromyzontiformes; Petromyzontidae
Biological process (GO): regulation of gene expression
Cellular component (GO): nucleus
Source: RefSeq, a predicted model, not a curated record
GGGUGGGGGGGGGGGGGUGGACAAGGGCUGACUCGGACGCAGUGAGACAAGCGGAGAGACACGACGGGGAUAUUCGAGAGGGACGCAGUGAGACACGCGGGGAGGGAGUGACACUGGGACAAGUGGACAGCCGUGAGCCGCUGGAGUGUGAUAGAGGCCACAGGCCACAAGCCAUUGCUCACAUUGGCUGCCCCUCCCCAUGCUGCCGUCUGCGUGAGUAGUAAUAGGUGCUCGCAAACACCACGAUGGCUUCACACAUGAAGUUGCCGUUCAUCAAACAAGAAAUUGAAGAAUAUUCAAGCCCUGGAAUGCCUCGUGAUGUGGCGAAGUUUGAAGAUGUUACUGCAGGUCUGAUUAUUGUCAAAGUUGAAGAAGGCACUGAGAGGUCAGAAGAGACGGGGGAUUACCAAGGAUGUAAGGCCACUGCGGACGAGAAUCAAUUCAAGGUGAAGUUGUCAGAGCAGGACAUUGGUCAAGGAUCUAAAGGGAGACCAGAGGGAACGAGGGAUUCCCAUGAUGCAUUGGCCACUACAGACCAGAACUUCAUUGAGGUGGAGUUGUCGGAGGAUGACAUUGGUCACGAUGACGUGAAAGAAGUGGGACUCGUGUGUGAGGAGUGUGAGAAGGAUUGCGGGAGAGAUUUCAGCAUAACGGCGGACGAUAAGCCAACCUUCUCCAGCCACAUCUUACAAGCCUGCACACGGUGCGGGAAGAAUUUUGAAGACGCCACAUCGUGUUUCAACGCCAAGCAGGAGAGAUGGGAUGCUGUAGGCUACCCACAUUUGUGUAAUAUUUGUGGGAAAGGCUUUUCACACCUUUCCUAUUUAAAGGUGCAUUACAGAACACACACUGGUGAGAAGCCACUCAUAUGCAAGGUAUGUGGGAAGGGAUUUUCCCAGCAUUGUUCAUUAAGGAGACACUCUAGAAUACACACUGGCGAGAAGCCGUACAAGUGUAAGGACUGCGGAAAGGAGUUCAGAGAACUUUACAAUUUAAAAAUCCACUCCGUAAUACACACCGGUGGGAAUCCCCACGAAUGUCGAGUUUGUGGGAGGGUGUUCACACACCGUGUCUAUCUGAAGUCCCAUUCGAGAACACACACUGGCGAGAAGCCACACGUGUGCAAGGUUUGUGAAAGGAGGUUUUCACAGCAGUUCUCACUAAAGAGACAUUAUAGAACACACACCGGUGAGAAGCCGCACGUGUGUAAGGACUGCGGGAAGGGGUUUUCACAAAGUUCAUCUUUAAAGAGGCAUUCGGUGAUGCACACUGCUGAUGAUCUGCGCAUAUGGAACGAGUACGAGAAGGGCAUCGGACAACAAUCCAGUUGAAAAUUGUAUUCUCGAGCACGUACUUAAAAAGAGCGUAAGUUCUAAAAGAUAAAUAGCUCUAUUGUACAUUUGCUAGGAAAGCAGUUGUGUAACAGGUAAACCAUACGAUGCAUUUCUGUUGCUUUGGGAGAAACGAUAAUACCCCCCCCCCCCCCCAAAAAAAAUGCGUGCAUACGCAUGGAUUCUGUAACGCUUCCCUGCACGCGUUUGUCCUCGGAAGAAUGUAAUUGUGAUAACAAAGUUAGCGCGCCUGUGCCAAGCGACUUUAAAAAGUAAGUCGAGAGUCCGCGAUGAGACAAUGCAGCUCGGAUAGCGGCCUGGCCAGGAAAAGGCGUUGGGGGCGGGGGGGCAAACCUUUAAUCGAUUUAUCCGGUUGUGAACCCGAUGUUGAUGUGUCAUUCAUUCAUACUCUUUGGUUCUUUCGGUAAAGUAACGCCGUUACUUGUUGCCUGAUGACGACCGCUUGUGUUGCGAUCGAAACGUCGUGAUUUGUUUUUAUUUUUCUAUCAACGUGACUUUACCGAGAGACCCAAAGAGUGUGGAUUCCUCCAGUCACGAAAGCUUCAAAUCAAGAUUGUUAUUCGUUCAGUUAAAUGUUUGAUUUCCAUGUUUGUUGUACAUAAAGUUGUAUUUAGCCAGUUACCCAGCUACUUUGCAAGGGAGAUCCGUUGUGCAACAGAAUAAGAUCAAAGUGAUCCGUACCGAGGCACCAUCGGAACAGAACGCUUUGGGGGGGUAUAAGAAAAAAAAUAUGCCUAAAGAACAAAUCACAAUACUGUGCGGUGUACGAGAGGUUAUAUCGCGUAAAUAUAAAUGUGUCGUUAAACCCGCCACCACCCGACACGGGGAUCUAACGCAAAAAAAACCGCAUGGAUAAUAUUGGUCGCGAAAGCCAACGUUUUGUGUUAACAAUAAAGCAAACGGACACGUUGCGACUAAAAACAA